CAAUAUGGCGACGAGCGGAUGACGCGCGCGCUCCCCCUGCCGCCCGCUUCCAGUUUUUUCGGGCUUCGGCAACUGCCAUUCGUCUCGUAUGAUUUCACUUUGCAAUGAAUGAAAACGGUGGUGGAUAGUCCCGAAAUCGAACAAUUCUGAUUAGAACUGCAAGCGACAGGACCCUAUUUACAGGGAUUUGUGUUUAGUGUUUCAAGAAAGGUGGAUUCGUGGUGUAAGUGCAUUAUUUACCAGUUCCCCCUUUUGAUUGUGAAACUACAGUGUUUACGUGCUGAAAACACCGUGUUGAGUGAGUCCUGCUGCUCCUCGGGUCUAUUAUCCGCCGUUAAUGUGGUCUUGUUGAUCAACAGGUGUUGAAGGUCAGGCGGCAUCAUGCCGGAGAGCGUGGCCAAGGAGGGCAAGGAGGCGUCCCCGCGGCGCCGCCCCGCCGGCAACGCCGCGCGCGUCAACGUCGAGCUCCUCGACGGCUCCACGCUCGAGCUGGAUGUCGAGAGAAAGAUCCGCGGCCAUGAGCUGCUGGGCCGCGUGUGCGACAAGCUCAACUUGGUGGAGAAGGACUACUUCGGGCUGCUGUACGAGGACCGCGGCGACCCGCGCGUGUGGGUCGACCUGGAGAAGCGCGUGUCCAAGAUGCUGAGGCACUCACCCUGGAACGUGCGUUUCGCCGUCAAGUUCUACCCUCCGGAGCCCGCCCAACUCCAAGAAGAAGUCACCCGCUACCAGCUAGUGCUGGCGGUUCGCAAGGACCUGCUAGAAGGCCGCCUGCCCUGUUCCACCGUCACGCAUGCCCUCCUAGCUUCGUACUUACUGCAGUCGGAGCUGGGUGAUUAUGAAGAGAGUGAAGUCGGGUCGGGGUUGUGCAAGCAGUUGAAGCUGGUGCCGCCCUCGGCGUGUACUCCGGAGCUGGAGGAGAAGGUUGUGGAACUGCAUAAGACUCAUCGAGGCCAAACGCCCGCCGAAGCGGAACUGAACUACCUGGAGAACGCGAAGAAGCUGGCGAUGUACGGCGUGGACCUGCACCCCGCCAAGGACUCGGAGAGCGUGGACAUCACGCUCGGAGUGUGCUCGUCGGGCCUGCUGGUGCACCGGGAGAAACUCCGCAUCAACCGAUUCGCGUGGCCCAAGAUCCUGAAGAUCAGCUACAAGCGGCACAACUUCUACGUGAAGCUUCGACCCGGCGAGUUCGAGCAGUUCGAGUCUACUGUUGGGUUCAAGCUGCAGCACCAUCGGGCGGCUAAGAAGCUGUGGAAAACUUGUGUGGAGCAUCAUACGUUCUUCAGGCUGCUGACCCCGGAGCCGCCGGCCAAGUCGUCGUUCUUCCCGCGCUUCGGCUCGCGCCUGCACUUCCCGCGGCGCACGCACCACGAGUCCCGCUCCAGCACCAUCGACCGCCCGCCGCCCCACUUCGCGCGCACGCUGUCCCACAGGAAGCUGUCGUCUAGGAGCAUGGACGCGCUGGCGGCGGCGGAGAAGCAGCAGGAGCGCGAGGCCAUGCCGCCCGAGGCCGCCAAGAGACACACCAUGCCGCCGCAGCCCGCGCCGCGCCCCGCCGGCGUCAAGGAUAAGCUCCGUAGGACGUCGUGCGAGGGAGGCAGCGCGUCGUCCGCUUCGUCCCUGGAGGGCGAGUACUUGGCGGGCCGCAGCGAGCGAGUGAAACCGCCCCCCGGCGCCGUGAAGGUGAUGCCGACUGCCCCCAUCAAGGAGAAAGAGAAAGAGAGAAAAGAGAAAGAGUCGAAGGAGAAGGAGAAGGAGGCCGUCAAGGUGGCCGUCGCCGAGCAGAAGAAACCCGCUGAGAACGGUACAGAGAACGGCAGCGACACCGGCCACGCCAACAACGUCGAGACCACGCCUAAGAAGAGCAAGACUGGGUUCGGUCUAUUCGGAGGCAAAAAAGACAGGUCGCCGCGAGAGAAAUCGCCCAAGAAAUCCCCGGAGAAAUCACCCAAAUCACCCAAGAGAGAAAAGGACAAGAAGUCCAAGGAAAAGGACGCAAAGGCUAAAUCGCCUGCGCUCGAUACUUCCAACGAGAGCUCCAAUCUCGACAGCACUCUCGAGAGAACUCCGACUAAGGAGAGUCCAGAGAAGCCUGGCUACACCAAGCCAUACGAGUACAAUGACACAGAAACCAGCCCGUCAAAGGGUGGCAAGCCGCUCAUUGGUGCCUUCAGCUACGAGAAAGAGCCAGUGGGAGGCGACAGACAGAGGCAUCCGGACGAGAGCCAGAGCCCGACAACACGCAAGUCUGGCCUCGCAUUCAACUACGCACCAGGUGAAGACAAGAAAGUAGCCGAAAGCGCUGAGAAGCGCAAGACUCCUGACGAUCUCAGCAAGCUGAAAACGCCAGGGAUUGACUACGUGCAAUCAGCAGCUUUGAAAGAACAAGCGAAGGCGGAUAAGAAUCUCAUAGACCCGACAUUAGCUUUACUGGACGCUGAAAGAGCACAUCAUGAGGCCCCACUAGCGGCUGUAGCCCCCGUGGCUAAACCAGAUAACGAAAUACAAGUGGUCAUCAUCACGGGACGAUUCAACCCGAAAUCCAAGAAGCUGGAUGACGCAAACGGCACGGUUUUGGUCACCAAAGGAACUAUUAACAGACCAAAUGGAAAGAUUACCACGGAAAAGGAGGUCAUUGAUACUAAGUCAGGGCAUAUUACUUACACAGACGCGUCUGGAAAGCAGGAGACUAAGAACGGUCACGUAGAUAAUAAGACGGGACAUAUUCUGCUUACGUCAGGAGUGAUCGACCCGAAGACUGGAAAGAUGGACCCAACGUUGGCCCAACAGUACUGCUUCGUUGAGAGAUUGAGCGACAAAGUUGGCUCCAAGCCUGGCAGAGAGGUUGAGUUGGUCGUCAUCACGGGUAAAUACGACGGGAAACAUAAGAAGCUCGAUGCCUCUCAUGGACAUGUAGAACUAUCUAAAGCCAUUGUGGGACCUGACGGCAAAGUCUCUUCAAACUACGGAGUUAUUGACCCAAGGUCAGGGAAAAUCGACUACAUUGACCCUAAGACAGGAAAGCAAGAGCCCAGACAAGCCUACGUCGACCAAAAGACAGGAAACAUCCUGGUAACAACGGGAGUGCACGACCCUAAGUCCGGUAAAGUGGAUUCUUCCCUCGGCCAACAGUUCAGUAUUGUUGAAAAAGACGCAACUAAGGCUAACCGCGAGGUCCGUCUAGUCGUUAUCACCAGCAAAUACGACCUUAAGAGCAAAAAGUUAGACCCUACUUUCGCUCACGUCGAUUCCGUGAAAGGAGUUCUGUCAGGCACUGACGGCAAAAUCUACACAGAUUACGGAGUCAUUGACCCAAGAACUGGCGACAUUACGACCACAGACCCUAAGACUGGCAAGCAAGAGGUCAGACGCGCUCAGGUCGACCCUAAGACAGGGAAUAUUCUGUUAACAUCAGGUGUUGUUGACCCCAGAACAGGCCAGUUGGACACGACUCUCGGACAACAAUACAGCAUUGUCGACAAACCUAUUGAUACCUUCGCUGGCGUCGCCGGUAAGGAAGUACAAUUGGUAGCCGUUACGUCAAAAUACGACUCUAAAAACAAGAAGCUAGAUAACACUAAUGGUUUCGUUGAGAACUCUCGCGCGGUUAUAAGCGACAAAGACGGCAAAGUUCACACUAACUUUGGCAUUCUUGACCCGAACACUGGCAAGAUACACUUCACAGACCCAAAGACAGGGAAAGCGGACUCAAAGCAGGCUAUUGUUGACGCUAAAACCGGCAGUUUUAUUCUUACUUCGGGAGUCAUUGACCCUAAGACUGGAAAGAGUGACUCUUCACUAGCUCAGCAAUUAACCGUCGUAGACAAAGACGCACCUAAAGGAAUCCCUGAAAGAUACGUCAACUUGAUCAUCAUCACAUCCAAAUACGACCUUAAGAACAAGAAACUAGACCUGUCUAACGCCCACGUUGAUAGUAUUCCUGGUAAAAUUGGUUCAGAUGACAAAAUACAUACUGAAUACGGCAUUGUUGAUCCAAGCACUGGCCAAAUUACCAUCACUGAGCCAGUGACGGGCAAGCAGGAAGUUAAGAAAGCGACAGUUGACAGUAAGACAGGAAAUCUACUGCUGACUUCUGGAGUCGUUGAUCCGAAGACAGGACAAGUUGACUCCACGUUAGGACAACAGAUCAGCGUGGUUGACAAGCCGAAAGACAAAUUCGCGGCUGUCCCUGGCAAAGAAGUACAAUUAGUGGUCAUCACAAGCAAAUAUGACGCCAAGAACAAGAGAUUGGACAACCCUAACGGUCACGUUGACUCUUCAAGAGGUAUUGUGAGCUCUGAUGGCAGAGUACACACAAACUUUGGCGUCAUUGACCCUAAGACCGGUAAAAUUGAAUACGUUGACCCUAAAACAGGCAAACAAGAACUUAAACAAGCCAUGGCUGACCCUAAGACCGGUCAUCUUAUUGUGACCUCCGGUGUAACGGACCCUAAGACCGGCAAAACCGACUCUUCUCUCGCCCAGCAGUUCAGUAUUGUCGACAAAGACGUCAAGCCCAUCGAAAGGGAAAUCCAUCUGGUAAUCAUCACAACUAAAUACGAUCCCAAGACGAAGAAGCUUGACCCAAGUCAAGCACAGGUAGAUACCGUCAGCGGCACUCUGGGAGCUGAUGGAAAGAUCAGGACAGCUGUUGGUGUCAUUGACCCCUCGACUGGCGAGGUCACCGUGACUGACCCUAAGACCGGCAAACAAGAGGUCAAGAAGGCCCAAGUGGACUCCGCCACAGGCCAUAUGCUCAUCACCAGCCAAGUGGUCGACCCUAAGACAGGAAAGGUCGACCCGACCCUAGCCCAACAAUACAGCAUUGUCAACAAAACUGUAACCCCGAUCGCCAAGCCGGCUUCCGUCGGAGAAAUCCGCCUCGUAAUCAUCACCAGUAAAUACGACCCUAAGACGAAAACAGUUGACGCCAGCGCUGGCGCAAUCGACGCGGCUAAAGGCUACGUUAGUGCUGAAGACGGGAAAAUCCACACUGACUUCGGCAUCAUCGACCCCAAGUCCGGACAGAUCCUAUACAAAGACCCGGUGACAGGCAAGCAGGAGCUGAAGCAAGCAGACGUCGACCCUAAGACUGGCAACAUCAUAGUCACAGUCUCAGUGGUCGACCCCAAGACCGGGAAGGUAGACCCGACAUUCGCGCAACAGUUGACGAUUGUUGAUAAGCAGAAUGUGUUGUCUAAGGUAGCCAAGGCUGCCCCGCCGGCGCCUGUGAGGUCAACGACCCCUGUAGCUGCACCGCCAGCCCACUUGCCCGUCCACUCGCCCGCGCACUCGCCCGCCCACUCGCCAGUCACUAACGUAGCGCCAGUAGCUAGGCUCCCGUCCCCAACUAAACCGACCAGUGCGCCGCCAGAACCACCCAAACGAAAGAUCGUCAAAAUCAUGGUCAUAUUCACCAAACUUGACCCCAAGACUAAGAAGCCAGACUUCGCGUCAGCUGAGGUAGAACAUUUGACUGGAGUCUUGGACCCUAACGGACAGAUUGAGACCAAAUAUGGCGUUAUCGACUCCAACAAAGGUAGCAUUGUCAUCACCGACGCGUCAGGGCAGAAGCUUACGAAGAGUGGAACCGUUCUGCCUGAAACUGGACAAAUAUUUAUUAACUCCGGUGUAUUAGACCCUAAGACGAAUAAGGUCGACACGAACUUAGGAAUGAUUCUGAGCGUCGCCAAGCAAGAUGACCCCGUGGUUGAGAUCACAACCAUCACUGGACCGAUUGACGCCCAAACUGGCAAAGUAAACAUUGCUGAUGGAGUAGUUGAACACACGAAGGGUAAGGUCGACGCUGAAACGGGACACAUUUCCACCAAAUACGGAGUCAUUGACCCUUCAAACGGAGUUAUAUUCGUAACAAACACAUCAGGGGCACAGGACACUAAGGAAGUACAAAUUGACGAGAACACCGGCCAGAUUACUAUCACGGGAGCUGUGGACCCCAAGACCGGCAAGUCAGACCCUAAAUUAGGACAGAUAUUGGUGGUCGGAACGCACAUUGACCCAGUUGUCGAAGUCACGACGUUUGUUGGAAAGGUCGAUAACAAGAAGGGAGUCAUUGAACCCAAGCACUCACAAAUAGAGAGCAGCACGGGUCAAUUCAACACUGACAAUAACAUAAUCGACACAAAGUACGGACAAAUCGACCUGGUCAAAGGAACCGUCACCUACAACGACCCCAAGACCGGCAAAUUCGAAAGCAAAGAGGUCAAAGUGGACCCUGUCACUGGACAACUGUUGCUGCGAAGUGGCCAACUGAACCCCAAAUCAGGAAAGCCAGACAAGGACGUAGGAAGACUUAUCUGCCUAAGAAUUAUCCAGAACAAAGUCGAUCCCGUCUCAGGCAAGCAGAUCGUUAAUAACGAGCCCAAGAAUGUCAAAGUGGACCCGAAGACCAACCAAAUCUGGACGGUGGGACCGAGAGACCCGAAAACUGGUGACGUCAUUUACACGGCUGGUCAAAUCGACCCCACUACUGGCUACAUCAUCACAAUUUACGGUCGCCUAGACCCCAAGACUGGCCUGAUUACCAGGACUACAGACAUAGACAAGAGUCUCAUCAAGGUAGACCCAGUCAGUGGACAGAUCUACACCGCCACUGGCCAGCUGGACGAAAACAACGAGCCUCUGUACUCCGCCUCACAAGUGUCUUCUGGGGAAAUCUACACCAAGAUCGGUAAGAUCGACCCCAAGACCGGCCGCCUGAUUAUUGUCAAGAUCUUCGUCAUCACGCAGAAGGACGCCAGCGGAAAGGUUAAAGAGGUCGAUCCUAAAGAGUGCACCAUUGACGAAACCACCGGCAGAAUCAUCACGACUAAGACCGUUUACUUGUACCAAAUCAUCGACCCGAUUACCGGAGAAUCUAUCGAUGUGGACCCAGACGACCCACGCCUCAAGGGCGCGAGAACCACCGUGACGCAAACCAUGACUCUUUCCGGCAAAAUAGACCCGGUUACCGGCAGAAUAAAGACGGAAUACGGCGACAUAGACCCCGACACCGGCGACAUCGACGCGAGCACGGCCGUCAGGGACCCGGUCACCGGCCAGCUGAUCCUGCACUACUCGCAGAUCGACCCCUCGCACUUCCAGGACAAGAGCGGAAACUACACCAUAGAGAAGGAAACCCAGGAUCUGCCAGCAAACAUCGAUAUAGAGAAGGUUAACGUGAAUAAGUUCUCCACAUUCGGCAAAGACGAGAGCCCUGCCCGAGGCGACGAACCUCGCACAUACACGGAGUAUACCACUAGCGAGCACAUCAGACAUCAGGGCUACGUCUCCUCCACCACCCCUGUCUCCUCCAAAAUCCCCGUCUCCCAAAGAAGCACGAGUAAAAGUAAAAGCGGCACCCCCACGCCCCCCGUCGUCGUCAAGACCACCACCAAGCAGCUGCUCACCAAGAACGAAGAAGGCGUCACACACAACGUGGAGCAAGAAGUGGAAAACCUCGGCACUGGGGAGGUCACCUUCUCCACACACACUAACAAGGCGGAAAGCUUAGAGCCGGCGGGCGCUGAAGGGAAGAGCCCCUACGUGACCGCGCGAGCCGUGACCACGCGCACGGCGACCACGCACCACGACCUCGACACGCAGGCCAGGACCCAGCAGAUGGAAGAGAAGACGGUGGCCCACACGCUGACGUCAUCAGCGACCAGGCAGGAGCAGAGAGUGCUGACGCAGGAAGUCAAGACCAUGGUCACGACGGGAGAUAAGAUCACUAGGCACGGUUCAGAAAGCUCCCUGAGCAGUGGCGACUCCGGAACUCCGAUCGACUUCGACGAAGGCGCCGGUGAAGGACAUUACUACACUACGGAGCCGGGCUCGUACACCACGACGACGACGAGCACGGUGGUGGGCGACGCGCCGUUUGGCAGCAUCCUGCACGGAGCCGCCGCGCAUGCGGGCGGCGACGCCACCAACACGACGGAGACGGAGGAGAUCAACGCGGAGGGCGAGGUGGUGUCCUCGCAGACCAUCAGCUCCAAGACACGCACUGUUGAGACUAUCACCUACAAGACGGAACGCAACGGCGUGGUGGAGACGCGCGUGGAGCAGAAGAUCACCAUCCAGUCCGACGGCGACCCCAUCGACCACGACCGCGCGCUCGCCGAGGCCAUCCAGGAAGCAACAGCGAUGAACCCGGACAUGACGGUCGAAAAGAUCGAGAUCCAGCAGCAGAGCACGCAGCCGUAGCCCGCCCCCGCCGCCGCCAUCUUGUAGCCAGCUAGUGCCCGCGACCACCGCCAGGCGGCGCCACCAGGUACCAACGAGUCCACCCACACACCGCUAGGUGGCGCUUAACGGUAUGACACUAUUUGGAUAACUAGUUCAUUCGUGCCCCGAUAGAUGGCAUUGUAUUGUAGUUCAUUCGCGUACCGCUAGAUGUCGUCGUUGUAUGAGAUAUAUUGUUAGUAUUGUGAGUAGAAUGCAUAGAUGACGCUACGUGUACAUUGUAGAAUGACUGUAUCGAGUAACUGCCGAGAAUGUUAUACAGUGCUGCGAGUUACAAGAUGGUUGAUAUUGAACUGUUACAACUUAACGAGUAUGCAUAUUGAGUUACAUACACAUUAGUUGUAAGCGACAACACUGCGAAUAUUAAUUAUUAAGUUAUUUAAUUAUAUAACGGAUAAUUAUUAGCUAUUAACGAUAACGUUGAUUGUACUGGAUGUUGUGACGUCGGAAACGCACUUUUAUAAGUAAUGUUUUAUGUAAGAAUGCAAAUUUUAUUGUAGAAAUUAUUUAAGUUUAGUUUGACGAUGACGAAACAGCAUUUCUACAAAUAUGAAUUCACUAGGAUAAGAAUAAAAUGCAAGUGUCUUUUUAAAAAUCAUAUUCAAAUCUCCAGCUUGGUAGUUUUUCAGACAUAAAUGUUGCCAUAGUAAGAAAAAUAUUUAAAAAUGUUUGUGUAUUUCUAAAAUAUAUUAAACCGUAAUUGUUUUUGUCAGUAGCUUUAAAUAUUACACAAGAAAAAUGGAACCACCGUUUAGGUUAAAAAUGAUUUUCUUUUAUCGAAAUCUCAAUAAAAUACAAUGUAAUGCGGGACUAAUGAUAAAUAUAUACGUUUCGUUAUUCAUGGCCUCUAGUGACCUCUCUAAAGUUAUUUUGUUCGUUAAAUAAAGGAAAGUUUAUUAUAAAAGGCGUUUAGAAAGAGGUUGCUUUUGCCUUAUGUCUGUAUUCAAUGUUAAAGUAAUAUGAAUAUUAUGAAAUGUUGCCUCAAAAUCAAGGUAUAUACAGCAUUUAGGUGCUACUUAGAAUAUAGACGUACGUAUUAUACGUUAUGAUAGAAGUGCCGUGUCUAUACAAAUAAAUAACGAUAUAUGACAAUUUUCGUUACAAAAUAUUAGUAAGUAAUAGCUUUUUGCCUUAAAAUGAGAUGAUUAGGAAUAAUGUAAUCAGUGAUGCGAUAAUAAAAGUUAACGGAUCCCGUUUUAAAGUUGGUUAUGUUAUUUCGAAUAUCACAAAAUGUAAUCUUUAUUCGAUGUCUAUAAGCUCGACUCCUCAAUAUGUCUUUAAUAUAAGGCCAGUUUAGCAUUUGAAAUUUAUAAAUCAUUACAGGCACUCAUCUCGGUGUAAUUAAAACAUGUUAUGUUAAUGAAGUUAUAUGUUGUCGUUAUAACUUAUAACGUCAGAGCAACCGAUUUAUUCAUGUUUGUAUAAACGCAGGACAUUCCAAAGGUUCCACGCAACCUUCACUAAAAGCUAGCUUAAUCAUGACACGACUUUUUUCAUUAAACUUUUUCUAUAAAUCUAGAUUACAGUAAAGUUAAAUGAUAUUGUACAAUUAUUAUUAAAUAUCAAUUAAUAUAUUUGUCUUACACGCUAGUUGUAACGUUUUGUAAUACUGUAUGUAUGUAAGGUAUAUUUUGCAUGUUAAUUUGAAAUCUGAUUUCAGUUUAAUUUUACGAAUUUGACAUUUCUGUGCGGAUGUGAGCGAAUAUGUUGUUCCUAGCAUCACAGUUUACACAAAUACGGAGAUAAAUUAAUAUUAUUAGCUUUUGUAUAAUAAUGACAUAUUCGUUGAUAUCUGAUCUUAGUACGUCCCUUUCAAUUCCUUGUGUUAUUAAUGUCUUUACAAGAAUAUUUAUUUUAAGAUGUUUAUUUUUUUAAAAGAGUUGUCCCUUUCUUCGUAUUUUUUUUAUGUAACAAGAAGAAGUUAUAAAUAAAUAGAAAUUAAAUAAAGAUGCUUUGUUUUAAAA
Plutella xylostella (diamondback moth) is the source of this 10211-nucleotide messenger RNA. RefSeq names its product protein 4.1 homolog. Gene Ontology annotation, cellular component: cytoskeleton; plasma membrane. Gene Ontology annotation, molecular function: structural molecule activity; actin binding. Gene Ontology annotation, biological process: actomyosin structure organization. Lineage: Eukaryota; Metazoa; Arthropoda; Insecta; Lepidoptera; Plutellidae. The record is from RefSeq and is a predicted model, not a curated record.